Messenger RNA from Gamsiella multidivaricata, 183 nucleotides. RefSeq names its product Skp1-Skp2-Cks1 in complex with A P27 peptide. Gene Ontology annotation, cellular component: SCF ubiquitin ligase complex; cyclin-dependent protein kinase holoenzyme complex. The annotation marks the transcript as partial. The transcript has 2 exons. The record is from RefSeq and is a predicted model, not a curated record. Gene Ontology annotation, molecular function: ubiquitin binding; protein kinase binding; cyclin-dependent protein serine/threonine kinase activator activity. Gene Ontology annotation, biological process: regulation of mitotic cell cycle. NCBI's taxonomy places the organism in Eukaryota, Fungi, Mortierellomycota, Mortierellomycetes, Mortierellales, Mortierellaceae.
AUCGUCUACGGAGACAUGAUCACGGAUGAUAAAUACGAAUACCGCCAUAUCAUCCUACCAAAGUAUAUGCUCCCACUCAUCCCCCCCAAACCACAAUGGCGAGCGAUUUAUGUGCAAAUGUCCCCGGGAUGGGUUCACUAUAUGCGCCACGACCCUGAGCCGCAUAUAAUGCUGUUCCGGAGG